Molecule: messenger RNA, 1179 nt
Organism: Hirundo rustica (Barn swallow)
Lineage: Eukaryota; Metazoa; Chordata; Aves; Passeriformes; Hirundinidae
Gene: POU2AF3
Product: POU class 2 homeobox associating factor 3
Exons: 5
Coding region: 129-857 (242 amino acids)
Cellular component (GO): cytoplasm
Molecular function (GO): DNA binding; POU domain binding
Source: RefSeq, a predicted model, not a curated record
CACCCACAUAUUUCCAUUGUUUUAUUCCUGGCCUUCGUCUGCCAGAUGAAACGCUUCCCACAUUUAUUUUCAGGUCCCGAGAGAGGGAAAUAUGUCAGGAAUUUAAAUGAAUCCAACAGCAGCACCAGAUGGAGCCUGGAAAGCCCAAGGUGUACCAAGGUGUGAGGGUGAAGAUCACAGUCAAGGAGUUGCUGCAGCAGAGGAGAGCUCGACAAGCAGCCACUGGUUCGGCAGUUUCGUGGGGCAGCAGCAGCAGCAUCCAGUUUGCAGAGUGCGUGUCUCCGCCUCACCCAGAACCUUUUGAAGCAGAGCCCAUCCCUCCUGUGCCCAGCUGCUGCCCGUCCUGGCAGUUUUCCAGCUGCCUGUCCUGCGAGGAAAGCCCUGGAUACCUGGAGCAGCUGAUAGAUUCCUGCCUGCAGCCGGAUGCACCCUCGGAGCCGGCCUUCAGCGCCUUCCAGCCCCCACACUACACCCCAGACCCCUUCCAGCCGGUCCAGCUCUGCUUCAACCAGGGCCUGGCUGCCAGCUCGCCCAGCUCAGCCGACCUGCCCAGCCCGUGGAGCUCCAGCUGCUCUCCCCACGAGCUCUCUCCCCUCACCCCGCUGACCCCCAGCCCGCCCUCAGCUCUGGACACCAAACCCUACAGCUGCCCGCUGGAGGAGUGGCCGUGCCAGCCCCCGUGCCCCUUCCCCGGCCCUGCCUGCUGCUGCCCAGCCUGCGGCUCCCAGGACACGGACGCCAGGCUCCCGCAGUGCUUCCCCUGCCCCAGCACGGACUGCACGGAAUUCCUGCCACCCCCGGCCCUGGCCGAGGACUUCUUCAGGAGGGACAGGAGCUGUGACAUUUGCUACAGCUAAUGGGGACUGUGGUUUCACACAUCCACUCUACCCAAAUCAGAUUAAAUUGCCCAUGAACUAUGCAAAGUUGUGCUGCCUAACACAGUCCGGUUUAUUCUUCACUACUCGCACGUUUUUUUUUUAACACGAUGCUGUCACUACAUUAAUCCACGGUCAGGGGUGUUUUGUUGGGGUUGUGGUGGUUUGGUGUUUUUGUUUUUGUUUUUGUUUUUUUUCCCUGAUUAUUUUCGUUGCUGUUUUUUAAAUAAAUCCGAAGCUGCCUUAUCAAACACUUAUCAUUAAACCAGCUCUUUUUUGAUACAAAUAAAUCAUUUGGUGCAAA